AAUCUAAUCCGGUUACAACAUGGCUGAGGUGCCAGAGAGUAUGUACAAUGCGUUUGUCACUGACAUUAUGUUUGCUGGCCCAGUUGAAGUACACAAUCUCAACAGAAGACACAUCUCGGGAUGAGGAUUCCGGUUCUGCAAAGAACUCCUACUACUCCACCAAAGAGAUGCAGGACAUGUGCCUGAAGGAAUGGACUGGGAAGACUCAGGAAGUACAGGACUAUUUUGAUCAACUACCGUCAAAAGAAUUUAAAGAGAACUCGGAAGAUCUCAAAUUCAAACUGUACUAUGAACGAAAAGGCCUAGAAGAUGUGGACUCAACACAGAUCUACAAUAUCACACCACAAGUGCGAACUUUCUCUGGCUCUGAACACACAAUAGAGGUCAACGAUAGUUAUGUCCCCAAGUAUAGGCCCACCACUAGUGAGGAAAUAAGGAUAGAGGAGGAAGGAACAUUCAACUCGGAUACCAAACCUGACACUACCUUAGAGCACUUUGAGUCCCAGACAGUUGAUUCCUCUGAAAUUAGAUCUAUCUCUGAGAGCAAGUCUGCUGAUUCCAGUGGCUCCAAACCCAAAGGCAAAAAGGGAAAAAAGGGGAAGGAAAAAUGGCCAAAAAAUAUGGAUCCGAAAGAAGUCCCAAAAAAGAAGGCAAAAGAAGAUCCCGGACAUGUUAAAAGGAAAGAACUUAUCAAGAGUAAAAUUAAUGGAAUCCACCACGGAAGAAUAAAAAUUAAAACUUCAAUCACAGAAAACAAACAGACAAAAGGUGUUUUCUCAGUAAAAAAUCUCAACCAGAAUACACUGAACAGGCAAAAUAAGAAAACUGAUAGAGUAAAUGGUAUUGUUUAUACUAGAGAUCUGAAUUCACAUCAAGAAAAAGUUCAAGUGAUGAGUCCAAACAUGCAUGUAAAAAAUACUCAGGGACGUUUGAUAUCACAAAAUAAAAAUUUACAAAGUAAACUAAUCAUUGAAAAAACAGCUAGUUUACAUGAAAUAGAACAAGUUAAGGGACAAAAAUUGAAAAAGGGUGUAGAAUUGAUAAAUGGACAUAAACAUAAGAAAGAUGGUUCACUAUUUGACCAAUUUAUGGGAAAUUGCCAGCUUAGACAUAAACGUAAACACCACCAUCAGAGAAAUCCUAGAGCUAGACGACGACCUCUUCAAGGUGAUCUACUGCCUAGACCUUUCCUAUAAUUGGUUAUGUGGAAGAGAAGAUUUGAUGGAAGACUCAACCAAACCAACAUUUAAUACAUCUCAAUUUCUUUGGAACUUUUGUAAUAUUCAAUGAAACGCUCAGUCAAUUAAAAUAAUAUUUUUACUUAA
Messenger RNA from Homalodisca vitripennis (glassy-winged sharpshooter), 1325 nucleotides. RefSeq lists its product as uncharacterized. NCBI's taxonomy places the organism in Eukaryota, Metazoa, Arthropoda, Insecta, Hemiptera, Cicadellidae. The record is from RefSeq and is a predicted model, not a curated record. Bases 48 to 1196 code for a protein of 382 amino acids. The transcript is spliced from 3 exons.